Molecule: messenger RNA, 4081 nt
Organism: Onthophagus taurus
Lineage: Eukaryota; Metazoa; Arthropoda; Insecta; Coleoptera; Scarabaeidae
Source: RefSeq, a predicted model, not a curated record
CUGUUAUAUUUUUUGAAAAACCUCGUUUCCUUUCCUUGAAAACAGUUUAUCGGAUAACAAUUAGAUAACAGAAGGGUAAACUAAUAAAAUAAAAUACUUCAUAGUAAAUACAUAGUUUUCACCUAACAAUUUUAAAAAAAAAUUUCAUGAUUUUUGAGAACGCGAGGAAAUAAAAUGUGGGCAAACUGUUCGGGGUAAAACAAGCGCUCGACGCCGUCAUUAUACCUGAUUUUAUUGCUCCGUUUGUUUAUCUAGGUGCUUUACUUUUUUGCUUGUUUCCGUUUAGGGUAUGAAACUAAUCACGAAGAAAGAUAAGUUUUACGUUGUAAGAAACCUCAACAAAAAUAUCAUUUAGUCUUUCGGCUUUUGACGUCGUACUACUAGAAUCUCCGCGUGCACGCAGAAUAUUACGAUAACUGUACUAUUAAUUUUAAUGAUUAUAGUGAUUUAUAAGGCAGUGACUUUACAAUAGUGUAGUAUUAUUUUAGUAAAAAUGGUAAAAAAACAUCCAAGUAAGGUUUGUAAACGCUCUAAAAGAUCUAGCACUUGGAAAAAGAUUUGGCAGAAAAGGAAAGAAUUAUCAGAAGGGUAAGUACUUGGAAACCGUCUAUUUUUUCCGGUUGAGAGAAUCCUAAUAAUAAUACCUAAUAAUUUUAUUGUAGACCAAUUGAAAAAUCUGCACAGCCAAUAGGGUCAACAGUUGUAGAUUCAGUGCCAAUUUGUGGCAUCGAGAAAAUAAAUGAUAAUAAUAAUAAAAUAGAUCCAUGGGAUCCAAAGAUAGUUUCGGAACAAUCCCAUCAAAAAAAUGAAAAUAAUUUUGAAACUUUGGGGAUAUGUACAAUUUGAAUUUCAUUUCAUUGAACAUUUUGACAAGAAUGAGAUAAUACAGGUUAGAAUAAGCUAAGGUCAAAAAGUUCGUGUACAAUAUCCAAAUUAUAAUACCCGACAUACAAUUACAACAAGAUAAUUAGAGUUAUUGGUUUUAUGAAAUUUUCAAUUUUUGCCUGUAAGGCAUAAUCGAUAGGGAUUUGAAGUUUUAGGUCUUAAGUUCGAAAUAAGAGAUCGCGACUUAUUAGCUACUUUUUUCUAAUUGGUAUAGUUUCAGGAAUAGUCUAUGUGGACAAUAAAUUUGGAUCAAAUUGUACAUAUCUUGAAAGAUUCAUAAUUUUUUCAAUUUUCAAGGAAGAUCCGAUUCCUUUAUCAUUAUAAAACCAUUAUAAGAAUGUUGUAUAAGCUUUCAAUAUGUGUUUUGAGCAUUAUGUCUCAUCAGUUGUACGUAGAGCAAGACAAAACAGAGGACGUAGUUAUAUUGAAGGGAAAUAGAAUAGUAGAUAUCAAUUUUUUAUUGACAGCUACAUUAGAAAUACAGUACAAACAUGCAAAACAAUGUAUAUUUGGGUUAUUGAAACCACAUCAUGAACAACGUUUUGGGUUGCGAUCUAUUUUUACAUUAAAGUGUUCAGCAUGUGAUAAAUACUUCAUUGUAUGUACAAUGAAGUAUUUCAAAAAAACGAAAGCCCUUCGCGACAAUUAACGUACAAUUUUUUUGGGGAACGCUAACCGCGCAAAUGAAGGAUUUCUACACUGUAUUAGACGUUCCUAUAAUGUCAUAUUCUUUUUCUCUGCUCUUCUCGCGAGUCCCUCAUCCGUUGUCCCCACUCCCAAAAUAUUUCUGUACUUACCCGAAUUUAAUAUAUGUGACCUGGUCUACGAAAAGGGGGCUUACGUUCGAAAAUUAGUUUUCGUGUAAAUCGCUGUUAAAGAUAAACAACUCGGUUCGCCAGUUUAUCAUUAGUUGUUCUCUUUUUUCUACGUUGGCCGGGGUUGAAAGAUGUCAAAAUUUUGUUUCAGCUCAGAAUAUUAUCGUAGUUAAUCGCGUAAGUUAACUUUUAACUGAAGAAGUGACUUGGCCGUUUUUUUCGUAAUGACAUUUAUGUCGUUUCUGUUGGUCUUUCGCAUCACAAAAAAAUAAUGAAAAAUGAGUGCUGAUGAGGAGUUCAGUGCCGUGUACAGACAAUAUUUUCGUGAAAACGAUGAAGACAACGCCAGGACAAUGACAUGUCCGACAACGACCUUAAUUCGAAUGGUGAUGAUGAUUCACUACAUUUCUCUCAGGCAGAAGAUAAUAUGGAACAAAGUUGGGUUAGGUUGGAGUUGUCUGUUGUCGAUGAAAAGGAAAAGGAGCUGGUAACCAAAUUUCUCUCAAAAGAUUGUUGUAAUAAUAAAUGUCAUACAAUGAUACCACAAAAAAUGAUCAAGAAUACGAGAAACCAUUGUUUAGAGUACAUCAUUAGUACAUCUUAGUACAUCAUUUUCAAGAACACGGUGCAACAGUACGACUACAUGGACUAGCAAAUAAAGGAUGUACAAAUCCGAAAUCAUUUAAAGCGGCCGAUAUCCAAAAAGCUGUCAAAUUCAUUGAGUACACAGCCGAUUUAUUAGCUCUUCCACUGCCCGGAAGACUUCCACAAUUUAAACAUUAUCGUGUCAUGAAAUUGCUAUCGAACGAGACAAAGUCUUCAAUUUAUCGAAAGUAAAUUGCUUCAUUCAAUAAUGACGAAUUGAAGAUGCCUAAUCACAGUUUUCGACGCAUAUGGAACAAGUACAUACCCUAGUUACAGUAAUGAAACCAGCGGAUGAUCUCUACGAUUUCUGUCGUGAAAACACGCUAUCAAUUGCGCAAGUCAAAAACGUUCCUGACAUUGAAGGAAAACAGAAACUCAAUAAAUUUCUCAAUCAUCUUCACAAAGCUCCAAAUCUUCGAGCAUAUUAUCAAAAUUGGUGUGGACAUACUGAUGAUACAGCAAAGGUUCUGUCAUUCGAGUUUGCUCAAACGGUCCGUUACUCCGUCAGUCCACAACAACCCGCUACGGCUUACUUUAAAGCAACGAAGAAGUGCGCACUCUUUGGAAUUACAGACAAAAAACAAAAAGUUCAGUAUAAUUACUUAAUAGACGAAAAAGAUGACGUGGGCAAAGGACCGAACUGCGUUGUGAGCAUCCAGCAUUAUCACCUGCAAACCUACUGUAAGGACAUAGAAACACUUGUUGAAACACAAUUGCGUUGGGCAGAACAAAAAUAAUGUUCUGCUGUCGUAUUUGCAAUGGCGACUGGCUCGAGGACUUAACAAAACGAUUUUAUUAAAUUUCCUGCUUUUUGGUCAUACGAAAUUUGCGCCCGAUCGUUUCUUCGGCAUUUUUAAGGCUAAGUACGUUAUCAGUAAGAUCGACACGUAUAAAGAUUUACUGAAGUGCAUGGUACAAUCGUCGCCAGGUAGUUAUAAUAAAGUUGUAUCCUCCGAGAAAGUUCCACCAAAGCUCCAUUCUAUAAAUCACUGAUUGGCAUAACACAAUUCAUAAUCAGUACGGACUGUGUAAAAACGAAGCAAUUUGCAGACAGUGAGGACGUCCAGUCGUUUCAGUUCCUGUUAAAACCUAUCGAUGGUCGAAUGCCGGAAAUUAUACAACCAACUGGCUUAUCUUUAAAGCGGCAGUGGUAUCUAUAACAAUCUUCGUAGCUUAGUUUCGGAUGCAAGUAAAGUAGAUAUGGUAGCUCCAUUACCCAAGAGAGAGUUGGCAUCGAAGAAACGAAAGGUUAGUGAUAUUCUCAAACCAGAAGCGGAAGAAGAUCCAUCUUCCUCACAACCUACAUGUAAAAAGGUUUCAAAAAAGACGACGACGAACAAAAAUUCAAAAACUACUUAGUAUUGUAAAAUAUAUGUUUUUUUUCAAUAAAAUAUGUUUUUUUGGCCUAGAAUACAUUUUUCGGGAGUAUAAUCAUAUUUUUUAUCUUAUAAUCCGAUGUAUUUUUCCAGCAAAAAUUUCUGUUUUUUCGUAUUUGUACGUUAAACAAAUUGAUAAAUAAGUCACGACUUUUUGGUUUCACCAUUGGAAAGAGCGUCUCAAACUGAGUCUGAAUCAGCAGAAAAGUGGAAAAUGAUUUUUUGACACCUAAGCCCCUUAUUCGUAGACCAGGUCACAUAUAAAUCUUUUCUGACUUGUUACAAUUCAUUAAUAAUGUUGUUAGGUAUCUUUUCUUUUGUUAAAUUCGUUACUCUAUUUUUUUAAAAUAAGUUAUUAUA